Messenger RNA from Cryptomeria japonica (Japanese cedar), 3199 nucleotides. RefSeq lists its product as uncharacterized. Bases 603 to 2879 code for a protein of 758 amino acids. Lineage: Eukaryota; Viridiplantae; Streptophyta; Pinopsida; Cupressales; Cupressaceae. The record is from RefSeq and is a predicted model, not a curated record. The transcript is spliced from 3 exons.
UCUAUGGCCAGGAAACUAGCUGAAAAAAUUAUGUUGUUCUUGAAUUUUUCCUUACAUUCCACUAUUCCUCAACUUUCCUUUAACGUGUAUGUUUGACUGCAUUUCUCUAAUUUAUACCUUGUUGUUUUCCUGUCAAGACCUGCCAUCUACUUUACCUUUGGGGUUCCAUUAGUUCUUUUACUUUGUAAAGUGAAUAAAGUAAAUCAGUAUGAUGAAUAUUGUUUUUGUAGCUUCCUGGACUAAUAUAACAAUGCUAAUAUAACAAUGCUAACACAGCAAUGUGCUUUAGAGUUUCUUAUAAUGGGCAGCCCCUAUAUUUCAUGGAAACUUUAGAUUUAGCUCUGUUAUCUUCAGAGCACUUAUUGAUAGUAGUAUCAUAUUCCUGCAAUCUCUAAACAUAUCAGAUGGAAUCAAUCAAAUCCAACACCUGCAUGUAAUGCAAAUGUAGAACAUGAAUCAAUAUAGAUGUAAAUGUUAAUCCACAUCUGGCGUGUUUGGUGAAGCAUAUACAAUUUGCUGAUUUAUUGUAGCCUCUUUGGAGCAGAGGUUUUUAAUCUUGCUUGGAAUUAGUAGGGUUUGAUUGAUCAAAGAGGGAAAUUUGAAUGGAUGAUCCAUCCUUUGAGUGGGGGAAGCUUGCAAGGCUGAUAGGCUUAUCAGUGGCCUUGAUUGUGCUCAUCACCCUGAGCUUUCUGGAUGCAAGGAAGGCUUAUAAGAAAAGGGAGCAUUGGGUGCCCGGGAAGGCUCUGGUUCUGAGUGCCCUCACAAUUCAGCUCAUAACUCUAUUCAAUGGCCAAAGCACUUCGCUUCGAGAUAGUGAUUUCUCAUCGUAUGAAGGCCCCAUCACCCCAGAGCUGUUGACCGAUUCACUGAAAAAUGACCUGCUAAUGAUACGAAUCGGGAGAGUAAUGAUCUGCGUUUUUGUGGCGUAUUUGCUGCCUGGAAUGGCCCGUGCGGCAUCAAAGAAUUACAGGACCCGCCUAGUGGCACUUCUCUUAACAAUUUCAUUUCAGAGCGUUUCGGAGAUCUAUGGCAUGAAUGCGCGCAGGAACAAGGAGUACCUUACGAAUGGCAAGGCCGCUGGUUCUUCGUUUACAUUGUCUACCAUCACCGUAUUGGGCUCCAUUGCUUUGCUUCUGCUCAUCCUCAGCUGCGCCACUUUCGCUAGCAAAAGCAUUCAUGACCUCAUUUCGCAGAAAAUUCCUCUUAUCCUCAAAAACCCAGUUGUAACAGACUACGGUUCAUGGCAGAGCGUGGAGGACAAAGUAUUGCAUUCAUGGAUUGCAACCCGCAUUUGCAAUCCAGAAUACAUCAUUGCAAGAUCAGAGUUAAUAGCCGCGGCGGGAGUCAUUGUGACGGUCUGCAUUGGAGCUUCAAUUGCAGGAUGGAUCAUGGAAGGCACAACAAAGCAUUUCAGGUCCAGGUUCGACUGGUUAAAAUAUACCACCAUCGGUUUGCAGUGUCUAUUUAUUCUCAUCGGCUGGGCGGUCGUAUGCUGGAGAUGGGUGACCGCUGUUGUAUACUACGGUCGGCGGCCUUCAAGCUGGAAGAGUCGAAAAUUCCGGAUGGAAGAUUUCUGGACCCGCCACAUUGUAAAUCAGGUGGACACCGACCGAACAGAACUGGUGGAAAAAAAGGUCUCUACCUUCAAAUCCACCCGGAAAAAAAUCUGGCUCCCCCGUGAGCUACUGCCGGCCUUGAUACUGCUACAGGUGGUUGUAGUCCUAUUCAGCAAGGCAUGCUGGUUUGUCUCGGAGAUGAUCUUCUGCAACGAGUACUUUAUGCACUGGUUCAUACUGAAACAAUGGAAAGGAAUCGGAACAAACGAGGAAUACGAUAAAAUGGAGCAACUUCUAGACAGAAUUCGAAUGCCUGGAGAGAAACCGGAUGGACUAUGGGUGGCCAAUCGCGCUGCUAUUCGCCAGGCGCGGGCCCUAAUCGCCCGCGGUGCCGCCAAUGGCAAGACCUGCUCGGCCCUAGUGUCUUUCAUCAAGACCAAAACCUCGCACAGCCGCGCAGGCGUAAGGUGUCUCUCACCCGGCAAUUUGGCCCCAAUUUCAGCUAUUUUAAAUCCGGGUGAAGAAUUUCCUGAACUCAAAUACUUGUCCAGAAUCCCACUUGAAGCUCCCCUGGAGGUGGAGAAGUACUUUGUGUUUGCAGGAAAACGGUGCUGGAAAAUGACAGCGGUUUGUCUCCUCCAAAUUAUAGCUAACCUCGCAGCCCUGUCUUCAGGCACCGGCAGCCCGCGACGCUCGAAGCUCCUGACGGAGGCUGUGAAUGCCUAUUCACAGGCAUGGGAAUUGAUGGACCUGGUGGACGAAUCUGACCCAGAGGUUCAUAUCCUUUCAAAAGCCGCCGACAAAGUUUAUCGCAGCUUGCAAGCGGACAUUAAGUUCCGCUAUACAUGGAACAUUUCUCCUUCCCCCAAUUUAGACACAAGUUCAACCAACCCUCUGAACGAUGUGAUCCAGAGCCUGGCUAAACAAGGUAAGGCUAAGGCUGACGCCGCCAAACAGGGCCAUGAUUCUGUGAACUGGAAGGAUGUGGCGGCCGGAAAUUGUCUGUACAAGCUGUGCAUGAGUGUCGACUGCAGCGGCGGUGAUGUGAAGGAGAUGUUGGAAGAGGCGCAAAGUAGCUUGGCGGAUGUGAUGGAGUGCUGUCUGGAUAUGGUAGCAGAUGCCCUAGUAGACAAUUGCAGGCGCUGGGCCAGGCGUUUUCAUGAGAAAAGAGUGUGGAUUUCCCUCUAUAUUGCAGGAAAAGCAACGGCGGUCAUGGCGAAUUUGCAGCGGAAACCAUUCAAGCACAGGCUCACGCCGCGGUCCCUCAGCAUUGGAGCGCAAGAUGACACCGACGAUGAGGAUGCAUCCACAUCCCUUGUUUGACAUCAAUUUUGAAUUGAAAAACCAAACCUGCAGCUCAAUUGGUUUUAUGUAUUUUUUUUCUCCUUUCAUGAUUGCAAAGUAUGAGACCUAAUUCGAUUUUGUUCGACUCCGAGUUUUUGCACAACUUCGCAUUGAUUCAGAGCAGCUAUCUGCAGAUAUCAGUAUAUUAACAUUUUUUCAGGAUCAAGAAUAAUGCAUUGUAUCAUGAGAUUUUCUCUGUUUCUUUAGAGGGAAACUCAAGACCUUUCGAAGAUCUUAUUUGAGAAACCGAUAGAUCAAUUGACAUGAACAGUAAGAUAAUAAUAUUUUGGUUGGAACUA